AUUUUGAGAUCAGUGAGAUGACCACCCACCAAAACCCAAAAGGCACAGUGACCCACGCCCGCGAUCAUUGAUGAACUUUAAACUUCGCUAAUGCCUUCCUUUUUUCAGGUGUAAAUAGCCGGGUGGAAUUGGUACCCUUGCACUGGACUUACGCCCGGAACGGCGCUCUGCGCCGUUGGCUCGGGGAUAACAAAGUCAGGAAAACUUUGUCAGAGGACGGUUCGCUAUAAACGUAAGCUAAACUACUAUUGUCGCGAACAUUUUUAUGUAAAUUAUUAGUAAGUAAUAGCAUGGUUUCUCGUGAAAUUUGGAUAAACAUGCACUCGUGAGUUUUUCAAAGACCUCAAAUAGCACUCGUCCUUUGGACUCGUGCUAUUUUGAGGUCUUUAAAAAACUCACUCGUGCAUGUUAUACCAAAUUGCAUUCGAAACCAUGCUAUUAAAUAUGGUAAAUAUAUUAAAUAUAGCAUGUUAAUUACGAAGAGGAGUAAAAUAUAAUAAAGAUAGUAUAAAGCAGGAUUAAUUUUGUCCUAACUUAGUACGCGGUGAAUGGGUUGCUAAAGGCUUCACAGUGGUUGGUGUAUUUUUCUCCCCUAUAACUAAGGUCACUGAGGUGUGAUUUCUGAAUUAACACGCAGUUGUUUAAAUAGAAUUUCGACUUUAAUAAAUGCAUGUAAGAAGACCAAUAGAGUUUGACUUUACCAAACACCGCAGUUGCAAAUAGGCGGUAAGUUCAACUUCGAAUUGAUCUAUACCGCGAAGUAAUAACAAUGAGCUGAUCACGUGGUCAGCUUUUAACGAUUGUGAUUGGUUACUUUUCAAGAAUGUCUAGAUGUUUCGGUAUCUUAGCAACAGCCACUCACGCUUGUCCACGCGUUAUUCAUUCAUUGUCUAUACCAUGAGUCUCUUCGUGUACCACAUAAACACAAGUGCUGAAGGAAGUUGUCCUCAUAUGUGCUCCUGUUCGCUGUAAGUCACAACUGUACAAUCAACAACGUGGCAGACUAGCUACUUUUGGACAUAAAUUCAGGUAAAUUCUAAUCUCGGUUGUUCAGUUUGUGCAAUACCUUAGAAGUACCAUUAAUACUUCUUAUAUUAUUUAAUAUUGCACUUUUUCAGAUUCUUUUCAUGCAUCAUGAAUUUUAAAGCUUUACUCGUUGUUUUGACUGUCGUUUGUCAGGUAAGCUGUUCUAAUACAAAUUUUAGUUUUCACGCUACUAGUUACUUCAAGUUUCUGCCCCAUGGCUAUGCAGCAGUAGCUGCGAGUCCACUGGGAAAGAAUAAAUACGAGAGACUGGUACAACACUAUUUUAUUCAAGACGUAUACAAUAUAUGCACGAUCUAACCAUGCUUAUUUCAGCAGUGAGUUUUAUACCAUGUCCGUUUGGUUGAACCACGUUUAAGUCAGUACUGAGUUUUUACAACAGCAGAUCACUUUUAAAGUAGCUAUCAUUCACAGCAAGGACGUGUAUUUCCAUGGGCAUUGCAUUAUCUAACCAUGCCAGUUAACUUGCACGGGGCCAACGUGCAGCCUCACUAGUCAGUUAACUCGGCCUUUUCCGGCUUAGCUGCCCUGUAAAAUAAGGUAUUAUCGUAGUGACAAAAAAUAAUCAUCUGAAGAAUUAUGAGUUGGCUAUCUUUUUACGAGCAAAUUCUUUAACUGUUGGUAGGCAUGAACAGAAUAAUCAAUUUUUGCAUGAAACUUAACGAUAGAGCCGAUAUUUUACAUGCAACGCAGUUCGCGUUUUUUCAAGUCCCAACUUAUUGUCGUAUGUAAAUAUUUUAAUUACGAAGCUGAGACGGAAAUAAAUAAGACAAUGCAUUACGACAGGUGGGGGGUAAUGUUAGUUGAAAUUCAUGCAUACAGCGUAAAAUAGCAGCCGAUAAUAAUACAAUUACAUGACAUAGUUAAUAGAAUAGAUGUUUUGGAAACUUAUUUGAAUAACAAUAUAACUCAUUAUCUAUGUUAGUCAACGUUUAUUUAUAAAUCUGGUCGUUCACCGUUACGUGCGUAUAGUGUGACGCGCGAAAGCGGACAAAAUUACUUUUCCGAAAUAUAUAUGACGUCACUGAUCAAAUAUAAAGCAACAACACAAAUACAGUAGGAAUUGCCGUAUAUAUAUAUAUAUAUAUAUAUAUAUAUAUAUAUAUAUAUAUAUAUAUAUAUAUAUAUAUAUAUAUAUAUAUAUAUAUAUAUAUAUAUAUAUAUAUAUAUAUAUAUAUAUAUAUAUAUAUAUAUAUAUAUAUAUAUGUAUAUAUGCAUAUAUAUGCCUAUAUAUAUAUAUAUAUAUAUAUAUAUAUAUAUAUAUAUAUAUAUAUAUAUAUAUAUAUAUAUAUAUAUAUAUAUAUAUAUAUAUAUGUGUGUGCUAAUUCUUUAAUAUAAAACAUGUUCUAUAAUAUGGUAUAAAACAUGUUCUAUUAUAUGGUAUAUAAUUAUAUACCGUAUAUAUCAUCGUUUUUAAAUAUGAACAAUGUUGCCGAUUAUUUAGCGUCUUCCCUCAUAUAUAUAUAUAAACAGUAUUGGAAUAUAUAAAUCACAUCACAUAUAUAAACCUUAAACAAUGUUCCCAUAUAUAAAUCACCUCGCAUGCCAAAUCUAUAAAGGAUGGUUACAAAGCGUUUGCUUUAACCGAAUUAUAUGAAGUACUGCUUAAACCAAUAAACAACGUCUUGUAUAAAGUGCAGGCGUCUUUUCACUCGACGUUGAGUUUAAGUGGUCAUGGCUGACAAGCAUAAUUAUGCAAAUUUUGGCUAAAUUUGGGUGAAAGCAGUUACCAGUGUUGCUGAUCGUGGCAUAUCACAGGGAUAGAAUAGCGAGGGAAAUAGUUCGGUUAGUGUUGAAGAAACAAUAAAGCGGUUGUUUCCAUCAACAGAGGGUGGUCAAGGCGCAAACGCAAAAAAAAAUACAGUGCUAGAAAAGCGUGCCGUGGAACAAGAAAGGAAUGAAAAUCUUAUUCAAUUCGAAAAUAUUACAAAUAUUUUCCCCAUAGCCAUCCAUCUCAAUAAUAUUUUGUGGCGUUUGCACCUUGACUGCUUGACAGCCCUCUGUUGAUGGAAAACAACCGCUUAAUUUUAUUCUUCAACACUAACGAAACUAAGUUCCCUCGCUAUUCGAUUCCUGUGAUGUGUCACGAUCAGCAACAUUCCAUGCCGGUAACUGCUUUUAUUAAAUUUGCCAAAAUGCGCAUCAAACUCAACGUCGAGUAAAAAGACGUUGUUUAUUGGUUUAAGCAGUACUUCAUAUAAUUCGGUUAAAGCGAACGCUUUGUAACCACCCUUUAUAUAUUUGGCAUGCGAGGUGAUUUACAUAUGGGAACAUUGUUUAUAUAUGUGAUGUGAUUUAUAUAUUCCAAUACUGUAUAUAUAUAUAUAUAUAUAUAUAUAUAUAUAUAUAUAUAUAUAUAUAUAUAUAUGGGGCUACGGUGGCCAAGUGGUUAGCGCACUUGCCUUUCACCUCUGAGGCUGCAGGUUCGAAUCUCACUAAGUACUUUCUCGGUGCGACUCGAACCCAGUCCCCAUGUGAAAAGAGUAAAAGUCAACGCUCUGCCGAACGCCGUGGGUUUUCCCCGGGUACUCCGGUUUCCUCCCACAGGGAAAAGUUGACAGGGUGGGUUAGGUAAAAAGGGCCCACAGUAAUUGGCAUAUGCUGUUGUGGUGACCCUGCCUUAGUUGGCGAAGCUAAUAAAAACAAAAAAUAAAAACAAAAAUAUAUAUAUAUAUAUAUAUAUAUAUAUAUAUAUAUAUAUAUAUAUAUAUAUAUAUAUAUAUAUAUAUAUAUAUAUGAGAGAAGAUGUUAAAUAAUCGGCAACAUUGUUUAUAUUUAAAAACGAUGAUAUAUAUAUUUAAGAACAUGUUUUAUAUUAAAGAAUCAGCACACAUAUAUAUAUACGGCAAUUCCUACUAUAUUUGUAUUGUUGUUUUAUAUUUGAUAUUGACGUCAUAUAUAUUUCGGAAAAGUAAUUUUGUCCGCUUUCGCGCGUCAUAGUAUUGUAUUUUUGCCUAACUAACCAAUAGCAAUAUCUUAGAAAAGUUACCUCUCCGGAUCCGUGACUCGAACAAUGGGGUAAAUUGGAAAUUGCUAUUGGUGGAUUUGGAAAAAAUACAAUACACACGUGACGGUGAAGUACCAGAUUUAUGAAUAAUCCUUGACUAACAUAGAUAAUGAUUUAUUGUUAUUCUAAUGAGUUUCCAAACCAUCUAUCCUAUUAACUAUGAGCCAUAAAACCAUAUUUAGCAUAUAUCCGUUUUAUUGACUGGCUAAGUGAAUUCUACCCUUGCCGUUGAUUGGCUAGCUAAGGUCACCACUUCAAUACGAUUGGUUUUAAAAUGAUGAGAUUACAACUCAUGCUGAUGCCGAGCAAAGCUCGAAAUUAAUAGUGCGAUUACAGCUCUAAAAUAGUGCGAUUUGGACUGUAAUCCCACUAUUUUUAGCCAAUCAGAUUGCUCGAAUCGUGCAUGAUUUCAAGUUAAUAUAAUAAACACUAAAAUCAAAUAUACGUUGCAUGGCGUGGCUUAGCAAGAUUGAAAUGUAGAAAUUUUUGACAUUUACUGUUUUAUAAUAUAUGCAACAUCCACACUCAAUUCGGUGUUUGAUUUUUUAAGAGCAAAUUAUGUCUAUAACCAUACUUAAUUCAGCAGUGAGUGCUCCUGACAACAUCAUACCACUUUAGGGUAGUUACUGCAUAUAUACUGUCAGGUCUAGCCAUGCUUAUAAGAUUACGCGGUAAAUUUAAACAACAUUUGAUCACCUAAUAAAUUGGCGUAACUGAUAUUCAAAAACAUGUACUAACCUUGUAUAAUCUUGUCAUGCAUGCUAAACUUAGGACAUGGUACAAGGACGUGCUGCAUGGGGUCUUGAAUAGGACGACGAAUCAGGAACGUCUGAUGGGAGCCCUGCCCCAGUGACGGAUGGAUCUAGAUUGGGGUGGGGGUAUUGCUGAUAGAAAAUAAAACAUUUAAAAUGCUAAUUAUUCUUCCCCCCCCCCAAAAAAAAAAGGUGGCGGUGUGGAAGGGGAGUAAAAUAAUUUCCGAGCAUUCCAUUUUUCAGUAACCGUAAUUUUUUUAGUAAUAUUUUCGUCAAUAAAGAUUUUCAAAAUAUAAAUUGUAAUAUCUUAAUCUUGAUUUUCAAAAUUAAAAGCUAUAAUUUUUAUCUUUUACAAUGUUUUAAUUUUAGGGGCCCAUGGUGGCAGGGGUCUACAACAAGUUCUUGUCGGCUCAUCCUGAGUAGUCCCUAGCCAGCACGUCCCUAACAUGGUACACGGCAACUUAGGGUUGCCACAAUUAUGAUUACAUCUUAGACCAACACAGAAAAAUCAUUAUCUUGAAGGUCAUUUAAAAAAGCGUUCUUACAAGUUUCUUAGCUCUCAGUCUUGAGCUGGAAUUGAGGCCGUGUCGUCGUGUUUGCCUCGUUGUCGUCUCUAAAUCUGUCUAAUACACACGUAAAAACGCACAAGUUGUUACAACUCUGCAAAAAAAUUGUUACAAAUCUGUUUACAAUUGUCUUCGUACUGCUUGUUCCCAUAUUUGUUUGGAACAAGCUGUUGACAACUCAGUUGUGAGUUGUAACAUGCUUGAUAGCAUUAUCAGACUUGUCAUAAGGUUGUUCUAACAAGUCUGAUACAGUCGUGAUAAACAAGAAUGUUACCAGGUUGAUGACACAAGGUUGUAACAAUUCUGCUGUAUCAUGACUGCUUGAACUGCUUGUUACAAGAUGUGAGAUUUUUGCGUGUGUUGUAGACCGAAUUUCAAUGCAGAUUCUUAUACCCUCUAGUUCUGUGCUGUGUUCUUAAGUUUUGUCUUUUAUUGUAUUUUUAAAUCACUGUAUAAUUAAAUGGUUUGAUUGAUACAUUUCAGACUAACGAAGCGGCAUGGAUCGUGCGACGACUCAGAAACGUGACAGCACAAAGUUGUCUCGACUAUCUAAAACGAGGUGUUAAAACCAACGGUUUCUAUAGUAUCAAAAACUACGGAAAGGACGGAUGGGUCCACGGCACAGUUUAUUGUGACUUUGAGUCCGAGCCAGGAUUUGCGUGGACUUUGGUCGAAUCAUUUGCAUUGAAAAACAAAUUGCUGCCUGCGUUUUUCAUCCAUCCACUCAAAGUCAAUGCCACUGUGAACCCCAACUCUCCGAACUGGAAUCUUUUCCGAAUGUCCUUCCUACAAAUGAGUAGAUUAAGAGCACAAUCAACUCACUGGAGAGUCACUUGCUCUUUCCAAACAAACUCUGUUGAUAUUUACCGAGAUUAUGCCAGGACAAGCUUCAAGGAGUUUGACGUAUUGGAUUAUGUGGGUGAUAAUGUAUGUAAGAAGAUGGAGUACAUCAAUAUCCGCGGUCAACAGUGUACACAAUGUACGGUAGGUUGGAUUGCAACGCUCAACAAGUUUGCCCUUCAUAUUGACGGUCCAGCUUCGACAUCUUGUCAGUUCAAGCCAGGGAAAGAUGCUGUAGUCACUGAAGAUAACUUCGGUCAUUACUGGGCAAUCAAUAAGAAAUUUCGUUGUACCACAUCGCCUGAUGCCACAACCAACUAUUGGUUCGGUGGUUUUUAUUAAAUACUUGUUGCAUGACUUACAUUUCUCUUGUUCUGAAACAUGUUAACGUAUAAUUAUAUUCAAUCAAUACCUAUAUGAUGUUAAUUUACUAGUUAUAUUCUUACUUCCUAAGGCUAAGAUUUGUAAGUUGACUCGUAUAGUUUUUAAAUGGUAAACUGUCAAUAUUAUCGUAAACGAUCAUUUUAUUCGUAAUUUUAAUGCUAAGUGUAAAAAAAGCUUUGAGAUAAUGAUUUUGGUUGCAUUUCUUUGUCUGUUUUUUUUUCCUUUUUUAUCAAUGUUCAACAAGAGAGUUAAUUUAUUAAACAUUCCAUGGAUAGUCUGGAUAAGCCUAC
Paramuricea clavata is the source of this 6883-nucleotide messenger RNA. NCBI's taxonomy places the organism in Eukaryota, Metazoa, Cnidaria, Anthozoa, Malacalcyonacea, Plexauridae. The record is from the annotation of a GenBank genome assembly.